Molecule: messenger RNA, 2267 nt
Organism: Punica granatum (pomegranate)
Lineage: Eukaryota; Viridiplantae; Streptophyta; Magnoliopsida; Myrtales; Lythraceae
Source: RefSeq, a predicted model, not a curated record
UUGUUGUUGUUUUUCUUCUAGACUGUUCCUGAGCACCAUUAAAACACCCAGGCCACACCUCCCAACAAGCCCAGCGUUAGCCCCCAUACUCACGACAGUGCAUUUGCCGUUGAGCUGCUCCUCCUCUGUAUACAACUUGACAGUCUGGUCCCCAAGCGCGACCAUGUACCGCUUCGCUGCAAGCCUCGCCUCCAAAGCUAGGAUCGCCAGGAACAGUACGCAACAGAUUGGCAGCAGGGCAACUUGGACCCGGAACUAUGCUGCUAAAGACAUUAAAUUCGGCGUCGAAGCUCGUGCUUCAAUGCUUAAGGGUGUUGAGGACCUUGCAGAUGCGGUGAAGGUCACAAUGGGGCCAAAGGGCUGUAAUGUGGUUAUUGAACAAAGCUUUGGAACCCCAAAAGUCACCAAAGAUGGUGUGACCGUUGCGAAGAGUAUAGAGUUCAAGGACAGAGUCAAAAACAUCGGUGCUAGCCUUGUGAAGCAGGUUGCAAACGCAACCAAUGAUGUUGCUGGAGAUGGUACAACUUGUGCUACGGUCCUUACUCGUGCUAUAUUUACCGAAGGGUGCAAGUCUGUUGCGGCUGGAAUGAAUGCUAUGGAUCUACGACGUGGCAUCACCAUGGCUGUUGAUUCCGUGGUGACUAACUUGAAAAGUAGGGCAAGAAUGAUCAGCACAUCCGAAGAGAUAGCCCAGGUCGGAACAAUAUCUGCCAAUGGGGAGAGAGAAAUUGGGGAGUUGAUCGCAAAAGCCAUGGAAAAAGUUGGCAAGGAGGGUGUUAUCACUAUAUCGGAUGGAAAGACUUUUUACAACGAAUUAGAAGUUGUUGAAGGGAUGAAGCUGGACAGAGGAUACAUAUCCCCGUACUUCAUUACUAACCAGAAAAACCAGAAAUGUGAGUUAGAUGAUCCUCUCAUUCUUAUCCAUGAGAAAAAAAUUACAAGUAUUAAUGCUGUGGUAAAAGUGUUGGAGUUGGCACUGAAGAGGCAAAGGCCCCUGCUCAUUGUUGCGGAGGAUGUGGAAAGUGAUGCAUUAGCAACUCUUAUAUUAAACAAGCUUCGAGCAGGAAUUAAGGUCUGUGCCGUGAAAGCGCCUGGUUUUGGGGAGAAUAGGAAGUCUGGACUCCAUGAUCUUGCUGUACUGACUGGCGGUCAAGUUAUAGCUGAAGAUCUUGGUAUGAAUCUCGAGAAGGUUGAUUUUGAUAUGCUCGGUUCCUGCAAGAAGGUUACAAUAUCAAAAGACGAUACUGUUAUUCUUGACGGAGCGGGUGACAAGAAGUCAAUUGAGGAAAGAUGUGAGCAGAUACGAUCAGCAAUUGAAUCGAGCACUUCUGACUAUGAUAAGGAGAAAUUCCAAGAGAGAUUGGCAAAGCUCUCUGGUGGAGUUGCUGUGCUGAAGAUUGGAGGAGCCAGUGAAGCUGAAGUGGGUGAGAAGAAAGACAGAGUUACCGAUGCCUUGAAUGCAACUAAGGCAGCCGUGGAAGAGGGUAUCGUGCCAGGUGGUGGUGUUGCUCUUCUUUAUGCAUCUAAAGAGUUAGACAAGUUGCAGACUGCCAACUUUGAUCAGAAGAUUGGAGUUCAGAUCAUUCAAAACGCUCUGAAGACACCUGUGCACACUAUUGCUUCUAAUGCUGGAGUGGAGGGGGCUGUUGUUGUUGGGAAGUUGUUGGAGCAGGAUAAUCCGGACCUUGGAUACGACGCAGCCAAAGGUGAAUACGUUGACAUGGUGAAAGCAGGUAUAAUUGACCCGUUGAAGGUGAUUAGAACUGCUUUGGUUGAUGCUGCCAGUGUAUCAUCGCUGUUGACGACUACGGAAGCUGUGGUAGCGGAACUUCCCAAGGACGAGAAGGCAGCCCCAGCUAUGCCCGGAGGAAUGGGUGACAUGGACUACUGAGAGAGCCAAGGGGCAAAGACCGCCUCUACUUCUCCUAGGAUAGUGUAACUGAAACCAUUUGUUUGGGUAACAUCCUUCUCUCAUCUCAUGAGUCUUCUCUCCUUUCCCCUAAGGCAAUCAUCAUCAAUGUAAAACCAUUGUGAGAGUUUUGGACGGGACGGCUCUAAAGAGGAAUUUGGUUCUUGAUUGGGUUUCGGUUUUGGUUAUUGAUAAAUCCAGGCAUAAAAUGUGGUUUUUGCAAGUCUAUAUAAUUUGUCUAGUGCAUUUCUUUUUCUUUUUACAUCUUUGUUGGUAUAUGACGUUAUAACGUACCUACGGUAGAGUAGAGUACCGCAGCUGUGUGUGCUGGUGUCCCGGAAUUCAAGAAUUCUUGUUA